Messenger RNA from Pleuronectes platessa (European plaice), 5109 nucleotides. RefSeq lists its product as uncharacterized. NCBI's taxonomy places the organism in Eukaryota, Metazoa, Chordata, Actinopteri, Pleuronectiformes, Pleuronectidae. Gene Ontology annotation, molecular function: calcium ion binding. The record is from RefSeq and is a predicted model, not a curated record. The transcript has 22 exons. The coding region runs from base 1 to 3771 and encodes 1256 amino acids.
AUGAACAAGGCGCUGGUGAUCUUCUUUAAGGAUCCAGACUCGGUCACUAAGCUCAUUGAAAGCGGGGUUACAGUAGAGGAGGAGUUCAUUCAGGUGUCCCCGUUAGCAGUAGCUUCCACCCUGAUCACCGUGUCCGGGGUCCCUCCGUUCAUCCCCAAUGAAGCUCUGGAGAGAGAGCUGCGGCGCUUCGGGAAGUUCGCGAGUGGGUUCCGCGCGGUGGGUCUGGGCUGCAAAGACCUGAAGCUGAAGCACGUCCAGUCUCUGAGGAGACAAGCCUUCAUGUUUCUGGAAAAUGAGACCCACACACUAGACGUGUCUUUCCGGGUUCGAUAUGAGGAACAGUUCUACAUGGUGUACGCGAGCUCGGGAAGCAUGAAGUGUUUUCAGUGUGGAGAAGUGGGACACAAGAAAGUGACGUGGUGCAUGUUACUGAGUCCGAGCGUACAGCAGGGGAUGCAGUGUGGUCCUGCUCAGCAGACUGAACAGAUACAGGCUGAAUUAGACAGCAGUCAGGUUAGUGAGAUGGACGUGGAGGAUGACUAUGAAUCGGACAAUGUGUCUCUAGCUGACAGCGUCUCACAAAGCACAGAUUUAUAUUCAUUAAAGGAGGUCAAUGAGUUUUUAGAUGAAUCAUUUGGCAAAGCAGUGGAGGUGGCAGAGUAUUUCCCAGACAUUAAGAAGUUCAUCCAGACAGUCAGUACCCUCCAGAAAGAGACAGUCAAGGAGGCGGAUCUAGUGGACGUGUGGAGGAGGCAACAUCCUUCCACCAGGCAGUAUACCUGGAUCAAAAUAACAGAUGGCAGGAAAGACUCGUUUCCCUCCCUGGGUCAGUGGUGGGAGGUCGGCAAGGGUCAGAUUAAGGUCUUCUGCCAGCAGUACACUGCAUACUCUACAAGAAACAUUAAAAGAGCGAUGGAGCAGUUGGAGGAAGACAUUAAGGAGCUGGAGAGCGAAAAGGCCAAAGGAGCUCUGGUCCGAGCUCGGUUCCAGGAAUUAAAAGACAUGGAUGCACCUACCAUGUUCUUUUUUAACCUGGAGAGAUCCGUGGCCCAGGGGAAGCAGAUGGUGGGUCUCCGGCUGCCGGAUGGGAAUGUUACAUCUGAACCAGCAGAGAUGAGGAGACACGCGGUGGACUUUUAUACCGACCUGUUUGGGGCAGAGGAGUGUGACGGGGAAGCUGGGGACAUACAGGAAUUAGAGGGCAGUCUGGCAUUGUACGCAAAGGCUACGACCGCCAAGGUGAACUGGGAAAAGAGCGAGGCCAGUGUGAUUGCUGUCCUACAGGGGAAGAACUCUGAGAGUCAAGAACCUGGUUGCAGCGUCCCUGUGGCACAGACUCCAGAGGGGGGCCGUGGACUGACAGACAUCAUCUCCAGGACGGCUGCUUUCAGACUGCAGGCCGCCCAGAGGCUGCUGUACGGAUCCACACGGUGCUGGUCGGCUGUGGCCCGCCUGCUGCUCUGGAGAGCCGGGGGCCUCGGCUACGACAAACAACUGUUCCUGUUAAACUCUCCUCUACACAGACUGACUGGGCUCAGUCAGUUUUAUACCUCUGUGAUAGAUGCCUGGAGGACUCUCACCUUCACGAGGCCUCCUGACCCCACGCCUGGGAUGUGGCUCUUUGAGGAGCCACUGUUCAACAAUGGUUUCCUGGUCCUAACAUCCACAUCCUCAUCAACGACAGUACAAAACAAGUUCAGGGAGGCAGGAAUAGGGAAGCUGGGCCACCUGACACGGACAUCACUGGAGAGGCUGGGGGCGGUGACAGGGAUAAGAUCUACCAGGAUGCUGCGGAGCCUCGUGGACGAGGUGUGGCAGUCACUGCCCCAGCCUCUUCGGACCUUCGCCCAGAGCCAAAGCCAGGCUGACCAGUGGACAAGAACAGAACAAUACCAGUUUCCUGUCCUGAAUGUCCGCAGUGAGUUCUCCCUGAAGACGCACAUCAAGCUGGACACGAUGGUGAAGAACAUCAAUGACAUCGUGCCCCUCGCCCAAGGCACCAUGACGGGCCUCGCCAUCAAGUACGUGAUGAACGCAGCCUUCAUCGCGGAGGAGGGGGACAGGCCCAAGGUCCCCAACGUGGUCGUGAUCGUGACCGAUGGACGUCCUCAGGACCGCGUGGCCGAGGUGGCGGCGGAGGCCAGAGAGAAAGGCAUCGAGAUCUACGCUGUGGGCGUGGCCAGGGCCGACAUGACAUCACUGAGGGCCAUGGCGUCCCCGCCGUUUGAGGACCACGUCUUCCUGGUGGAGUCCUUCGACCUGAUCCACCAGUUCGGACUCCAGUUCCAGGACAAGCUCUGUGGUGUUGAUCUGUGUCUGGAGUCAGAUCACGGCUGUGAACACGUCUGUGAGAGUUCACCAGGCUCCUACCACUGUGUGUGUCUGCCUGGAUACACACUGAAGGCCGACGGGAAGACGUGUGCAGCCAUCGACCUGUGCGCUGUGGGGAAACACAACUGUGAACAGAUCUGCAUCAGCUCCCCUGGUUCCUUCACCUGCGACUGCAACAAAGGAUUCACACUGAACGACGACAAGAGGACCUGCUCAAUGAUCGACUUCUGUUCGUUUGGGAACCACAGUUGUGAUCACGAGUGUGUGAGUGUGCUCAACGGCUAUCACUGCCGCUGUCACGAGGGCUACAGGCUGCUGGACGACGGCAAGACCUGCCAGGCCAUUGACCUGUGCGCUGAGGGGAAACACGACUGUGAACAGAUCUGUGUCAGCGCCCCGGGCGUCUUCAGCUGUGACUGCAGAGAAGGACACACACUCAACGAGGACAAGAAGACCUGCACACCCAUUGACCUGUGUGCUGAGGGGAAACACGACUGUGAACAGAUCUGCAUUAGUGCACCCGGCACCUUCACCUGCGACUGCAACAAAGGAUUCAAACUCAACAAGGACAAGAAGACCUGCACAAACAUGGACCUGUGCAGCAGCGUGCAGCACGGCUGUGAGCACCAGUGUGUCAACACUCCUGGAUCCUUCUACUGUGUGUGUCCAGAGGAGCAGCUGCUGCAGGAGGACGGCAAGAGCUGCGGCACCUGCAAGUCGGCCAACAUCGACCUGGUGCUUCUGAUCGACGGCUCCAAGAGCGUCCGCCCUCAGAACUUUGAGCUGGUCAAAAAGUUCGUCAACCAGGUUGUGGACUCCCUGGACGUGUCCACUCACGGCACCAGAGUGGGUCUGGUCCAGUACUCCAGCCGGGUCAGGACAGAGUUUCCUCUCAACAUGUACCACUCUGCUGAGGAGAUCAAAGCUGCAGUGAUGAAGGUUGAGUACAUGGAGAAAGGGACGAUGACGGGUCUGGCCCUGAAGCACAUGCUGGAGAACAGUUUCUCCGAGGCCGAGGGCGCUCGUCCCGCCAGCCGCAACAUCCCCCGCAUCGGACUGGUCUUCACCGACGGACGCUCCCAGGACGACAUCACCGAGUUCGCCAAGAUGCCCAAAGAAGCUGGCAUCACCAUGUACGCUGUGGGCGUGGGGAAAGCUGUGGAGGAGGAGCUUCGUGAGAUCGCGUCCGAACCCGUGGAGAAACAUUUCUAUUACACCAGCGACUUCACGGCCAUCAGCACCAUCGCUGAGAACCUCAAGCUGAACGUCUGUCCAGAGGAGAGUCAGGGGGAGAUCGAGGUGAAGGACCCGUGUGCCUGUGAGAGUCUGGUGGAGUUCCAGCAGGCCACCAUGAGCAGCCUGGAGCAGCUCACACAGAAACUGGCUGGGAUGACUGCUCGUCUGGAGCAGCUGGAGAACCAGCUUCUCACCAGGAAGUGACCAGGACGCCACAGAGGAAGAAGGACGGAGUGAGGAAGAGGAGGAAGAGGAGGGCACAUCCUGGAGAGAUCCUUUAGAGCAGGAAUCAGAAAUCCCUUCUAAUCAAUGGACCAUCCAGUGUUUCCACGAAGCCUUGGGGGCCUUCAGUAGAUCUGCUGAUCUUCACCUUGAUGAGGACCACAUUUAUCUGACAGCUUGUGAUUAGGAUUCACUUCUCUGGUAAAGAUGUAAAAAAUAAAUCAUUUGUUUACUUAUUGCCUUUAAAAGACAACAGCGACAACAAUCUACGAUUCAAAAUAAACGUUUGUAGAAAAUAGAUGAAUGUUAGCAACACUGUGCAACUUUUAUUGACCAACAGCGCCCCCUGCGGCCACAUGUGGUGAUUGACUCUGUUUGGCUCUGUGUUCGAGCGAUGACGCGAGUCCCACUCACUGAACUGAAAUAUUACCCAUGAUCCUCUGCUUCCUGAACCUGAAGAGCUGCAGCUGUAACAAAUCUUCAUGUUUCACAGUUUCCUGCUGAAUCUUGGAGAUAAACUCUGGUUGUUAAUAACUUCAGAGUGUUUGUAACUGAUCUCAGUUCAGCUUCACUCUUCAGCUGCAGCUGGUUGUGUCUGUGACUCUCAGUCAGUUGUUCUCUCAGGAGAUGGAACCCACUCAGCAGAGUCACAGAGAACAGACGCUCAGGGAGAGAAGGAGGAAACUUUCUCUUGUUCACACUCACACAUCAGACUCACUUUCACCAAGCUGCUGCUUUCAGCUAGAAAAGUUGCAUAGUGUUGAUUUAAAUGCAUAUUUGUGACAACCUACAGUUUCCAUGUGUCAUCCAACAAUCAGAGAAAUCCUCCAGACAUCUACUCGUACAUCAUCAGAUACAAACAGGAGCAUAGACGUGUUGGUGUCUUUGUGAACUGGAUGUAAUCGAUGUAGAUAUUAGAUAUAAACAUAAAGAGAAAACCAUGAGCAGCAGUUUUCAACAGUCACCAACCCUCCAUCUGUUUCUGUUAGUUCCCUAUUUAUACUUGAUCUGUUUUCUACGCUUUGUUAAAUAUGAUGUAUUUAUAGCAUUUUUUUUUACCAACAGUAGACUAGUGAUUAAAGAAGUCGGGGGGGGGAGGGGGGGGGGGGGGGUGUUACCACUCCCAUUUGUCACACGUCAUGGUUUCUUGUUUUCCAGGUAGAAAAGUCAUUUUUAACUCCUGUCGGGCUUCGUAGUGAGAAGUGUUGAAACAAAGGGAAGUGUAAAGUUUCACUGGAGCUGUGGUCUGGUGUUGAUUGAGGUGUUCAUAUUAUUAUAAUCAGUAUUUUACUCUGAAUAAACGACCUUUCUUACGUAAAA